CGUCACCCGAAAGCGAGGAAACCCGCACUCGCGUCCUCUAACGCAAAUGACCAUCUUUGGCAACGUGCGCCAAUGGAACAGACCAAGGGCGCUGGGCCCGGGGGGUGAGCGGGGGGCGCGGGAGGGCCGGGGCUGCCUCUGCGACCCCGAACCGUGCGGGCCGCCAGCUCCAGCCCGGGACACCACCUGGCUUCCUCUCGCGGAGUGCGCGGCUGGCGUCAGCGCGGCCGGGAGCCGAAGCCCGGAGGGGAGCGCUGCGCCGGCCUCCUCCCCUCCCGCACUUCUUCCUCCUCUCGGCCUCCUCUCCCCCGCCUCCUCGUGCGCUCCUCCCUCAAGGUGGAGUCUGGGGUUGACGUGAGUGAAUCCACAUGGUACAGGGCUGGAGAAUAAAGAGUGUGGAGUUGAACUCGUGCCAUUGUAGUGACUCAUCUCGGGCAGAGCGCUAGGGCUCGGAGCGAACCAGCGAGCGAGCGAACGAGCCGCGCUCGGCGGGGACCGAAAGAGGGAGAGAGAGGCGCGGCCGGGCGAGGCGGGCCGGUCCUGGAGCGGGCGCCAGGGAAGGGGUGCAGGUCCGGACGCCGGAGCGGGGAGCGGGGCCGCGUCCCUCUCAGCGCCAGCUCAGCUUCAACCCCACGGGCCGCUGUUCCCCUGGCGCACUCGGGGCUGCGGGACAGGCGCACGCCGCUUUCUCCUAGUCAAGUGUCCGAGCCGCCCCGAAACUCCGUCGGCGAGUCGGCCACGGGAAGUUUAUUCGCCGGCUCCUUUUCUAAAAGGAAGAAACAGAAGUUUGUCCCAGCGGACAGCGUUUCUUUCCGCCUUUUUGACCCUGUCUGAAAUCGGGGGGGAGGGGGUCCCUGGGGCUGGCAGGCCAGGCUCGCCGGGCUCCCAGUCUUUUUUAAUUUCCAAUUUUUGGUUGGGCCGUGGGUCCCGGCUGAGCUCCGGCUGCGCGCGGGGGCGGGAGGGCGCGCGCAGGGGAGGGACCGAGAGACGCGCCGACUUUUUAGAGGGAGGGACCGGGUGGACAACUGUUCCCGCGGCGCUCGCAGAGCCGGAAAGAAGUGCCGUAAGAGGCGCUUGGGGGACGCAUUUCUCGGGGUGUCGCCGCCUCCCUGUCCUCGCCCGCCGCGGAGGGGGAGAAACCCAGGAGCGAAGCUCAGAGCCCGCGGCGCGGCGGGUGGACGACCAAGCGCGCAGCAGUUGGUGCGCGGCCGCGGCGAGGGCGGGGGAAGAAAAACACCCUGUUUCCUCUCCGGCCCCCACCGCGGAUCAUGUACCAGGAUUAUCCCGGGAACUUUGACACCUCGUCCCGGGGCAGCAGCGGCUCUCCUGCGCACGCCGAGUCCUACCCCAGCGGCGGCGGCGGCCAGCAGAAAUUCCGGGUAGAUAUGCCUGGCUCAGGCAGUGCCUUCAUCCCUACCAUCAAUGCCAUCACGACCAGCCAGGACCUGCAGUGGAUGGUGCAGCCCACAGUGAUCACCUCCAUGUCCAACCCAUACCCUCGCUCGCACCCCUACAGCCCCCUGCCAGGCCUGGCCUCUGUCCCUGGGCACAUGGCCCUCCCAAGACCUGGCGUAAUCAAGACCAUUGGCACCACCGUGGGACGCAGGAGGAGAGAUGAGCAGCUGUCUCCUGAAGAGGAGGAGAAGCGUCGCAUCCGGAGGGAGAGGAACAAGCUGGCUGCAGCCAAGUGCCGGAACCGACGCCGGGAGCUGACGGAGAAGCUGCAGGCGGAGACAGAGGAGCUGGAGGAGGAGAAGUCGGGCCUGCAGAAGGAGAUCGCUGAGCUGCAGAAGGAGAAGGAGAAGCUGGAGUUCAUGUUGGUGGCUCACGGCCCUGUGUGCAAGAUCAGCCCUGAGGAGCGCCGAUCGCCCCCAGCCCCCGGGCUGCCACCCAUGCGCAGUGGGGGUGGUGUGGUGGGCGCUGUGGUGGUGAAGCAGGAGCCCCUGGAAGAGGACAGCCCCUCGUCCUCAUCGGCGGGGCUGGACAAGGCCCAGCGCUCUGUCAUCAAGCCCAUCAGCAUUGCUGGGGGCUUCUACGGUGAAGAGCCCCUGCACACCCCCAUCGUGGUGACCUCCACGCCUGCUGUCACUCCAGGCACCUCAAACCUCGUCUUCACUUACCCUAGCGUCCUGGAGCAGGAGUCGCCCGCGUCACCCUCCGAAUCCUGCUCCAAGGCUCACCGCAGAAGCAGUAGCAGUGGGGACCAGUCAUCAGACUCCUUGAACUCCCCCACUCUGCUGGCUCUGUAACCCAGUGCACCUUCCUCCCCAGCUUGGGAGGGGGUCCUCCUCGCUCCUCCUUCCCAGGGACCAGCACCUUCAAGCGCUUCAGGGCCAUGAGGGCAAGAGGAGGACCUGCCAUGGAGCUUCCUGGCUCUGGGGGAUCCAGGUGGGACUUAGCAGUGAGUAUUGGAAGACUUGGGUUGAUCUCUUGGAAGCCAUGGGACCUCCUCCCUCAUUCAUCUUGCAAGCAAAUCCUGUUUCUUGAAAAGCCUUGGAGAACUCGGUUUGGUGGACUUGGACAUCUCUCUGGCUUCUGAAGAGCCUGAAGCUGGCCUGGACCAUUCCUGUCCCUUUGUUACCACACUGUCUCUGGAGUGAUGGUGUCCUUUCCUGCCCCACCACGCAUGCUCAGUGCCUUUUGGUUUCACCUUCCCUCGACUUGCCCCUUCCCUCCCCAGUGUCAGUUUCAGUCCCUCUUGGUUUUUAUCAAAUUCGCCAUGACAUUUCAUCUGGGUGGUCUGAAUAUUAAAGCUCUUCAUUUCUGGAGACGGGGCAGCAGGUGACUCUUCUGCUGGGGCUGACUUGUCCAGAAGGGGACAAAGUGCAAUACAGAACCUUCCCUACCCUGGUGCUUCCAUCUCCAGAACCCCAGCAGGGCUCCCUGAGCUCUCAAGGAGAUGCUGCCAUCACGGGGAGGCUCAGAGGACCCUUCCUGCCCACCUUCGGAGACGGCUUCUGGAGGAGUGGCUUGGCCAGAAGACAGGGUGUGAGUGAGACAGUGGGGUACAGGUUGCGUUUGCCAAAUGCCUAAUUACCAGGCCAGGAAUAGUGCCAACAAAGCCACACAGGUGUCCUAGCCAGCUUCCCUUCACCUGGUGUCUUGAGUAGGGCGUCUCCUGUAAUUACUGCCUUGCCAUUCUGCCCCAGACCCUUCUCUUCAGACCAGGGAGGCACCCCUCCCUAGGAGCUGUACAUUAUACUCCAAGUCCCUGCCGGGUUCUGCCUCCCUCCCACCCUGGCUCUCAGGGUGACGCCACCCACAGAGAUUUAAUGAGCGUGGGCCUGGACCUUCCCCAGAUUGCUGCCAGGCAGCCCCUCCCCAAGCCUCAAAGGAGCAUUUGCCGUGGAUGGAGAAGCAGGGGAGGGAGGUGGGAGGCUGUCACUGGAGUGGCAUCUGCAGUGGCAUCUGCAGGAGCCGCUGCCCCAACACCCGCUCAGCUUAGCCUGCCCUGGCUGCUCGCCUCUCCGCAGGGCGCCGGGCCUGUCCUGCCCUCUGUGGUCAUCUUCCACCUGCUGGCUCAAGUGCUUUCUCUUUUACACUCCCCUGCCCCCACCCCAGUGUGCUCUUCUGGCCCAGGCAGUGAGCAAGCUGUGAGCAGCUGUGCUGAGCUGUCGCUGUCGCUGUGGCUCACGUGCUGUUCCUGGUUGUCUGUGGAAUCUUUCCGGCUGCUGGAAUUGGAAAUAGGAUACUUUGUUUCUGACUGCGGGAGAGCCGUCCCCUUUCACAGGGUUGGGGAAGGGUCCCCCUGACCUCCAGCAGGAGCACAGCUCAGUGGGGUCCCUGCCACCCAGCCCUCUGAGCCUUUUCUCCCCAGAGUAUGACUCCUGCCGUUUCUGGUCCAGCAGGGCCUUGACAGGAGUCAGGGGAGUAGCUCCUGGCCAGAACCGGCCUCUGCGGGGCUUGUGCUCUGCAGAGACUCCGCUGCUGGGGAUUCAGCUCUAGAGAUCACGGUAUCCUCAUUUGAAAGAUAGACUAAUUAAUUAAGUUCCUCUGUGGAGAAAGCAGUGACACAUUCACACAGCUGCUCCCUCGCACGUGGAGUCCACGCAUGCUGGUCAUUAUUUCAUGAACAUUACCUGCUUCCAUGCAGUAGACAUACGGAGCAGAACAUCUGUACACUUAAAGUACAUGGCCCAGUAGGACUGGAAGUGAUGUGUACAAGUGAUGCAGAAAGCAGAGUUUCAAAGAAAAAGGAUUUUGUUCAAAUACUUUAGAAAUGUUAUUCCUGUAUCCCUUGGCUGUGAUGCUCCCCCUCCAGGUUUCCCAGGGACUCUGGGAGGGACCCUUCUAAGAAGCUUGGGCAGUUGGGUUUCUGGCUUCAGAUUAAUCGAAGCAGCAGAAUGAGCCAGGAGUAGCAGGAGAUGGGCAAAGAAAACUGGGGUGCUCUCAGUUCUCACAGGUGUAAUCAUCUCAAGUGGUAUUUGUAGCCAAGUGGGAGCUAUUUUCUUUUUUGUGCAUAUAGGUAUUUCUUAAAUGAAGCUGCUUUCUUGUCUUUUAUUUCUAAAAGCUCCCUUACUCCCCACUUUGCACAGUAAAGAUCCCAGUGCAGGUCGCAGCCUGAUUUGUGGCCAGGCUGGACAAAUUCCUGAGACACAGCUUGGCUUCAGUUCAGAUUUCAAGCUGUGUUGGUGUCGGGACCAGCAGAAGGCAAAGCACCAGCCAACCCACAGGACUGUAAGGGGCCUCUGAGCUACGUUCCCUCUGAAGACCCCCAGGCUUUGUUGUAGGAGGUUGUUUGGCUUCCCCAAAGCCAGAGGUGAUUUGAUUUGGGGAAGACUGAAUAUUCACAUCUAAGUUAGCAUAUCCUGAGUUUACUUCCUUAUGGCUUGCCCUCUCAGUUCUCUCUCAUACACACACACACACCAUUGCUUCAGAAUCACCAGUCACCUCCGUGGCUCCAGCUGUGGAAGAGCUGCAGUGGGGCUGUCUUUGUGCUUGGGAUAGGAACUUCCAUGCUUCCCACGGCCCCACUCUAGAGGCAGCUGAUGUGGACUCCGGUUGAGCUGCAGGCAGAUCUGGGAGGGCACAUGGCAGGUACUCUUUGGUCAGCUCGUGUAAAACACACGGUCCUCUUGACCUGGCCAGUCUUUCUGGGAAUAGUACUCUCCCUGGCCAGGUGAAUGUGGAAGCUGCUGACACAGGAAGGAGAGGAGAUCCCAGCUGAGACUUAGGAAAUUGCUGCAGCCAGCUCCAAGCAGAUAAUUCACUGGGGAGGUUUUCAGAAAGAGUCAAACAUCAUUCUGCCUGUGUUGGGGGCCAGGUGUGUCGCUCAAGCAUCUCAAAGUCAAGAGCCACCUGGGGCUGCUGCUUCUCUUUCUCAGGCUUUGGGGAAAAGAGUCUCCCUCUGCUCUAGCUUGAUUCCAAGUGUGAGGGUGGUUGAACUCUCUGAAGCACUGGGACUUUUUUUCUCUUUUCCUUGACGGACCAACAGUGCAAAUGCAAUCUCACCAUUUAACUUUCGGGUUGAUUUCCUUCCCUGAUCAGACAUCUUUGUGCCCCCUUUAGGAAGGAAAAUAAUAUACUUACUAUGUGCCAGGCACUGUGUUAGGAGCUUUUAUAUAUAUCCUCUUUAGGAUGAGACUAAGCGAUGAGGACAUCUCUUUGUAAAAGGCCCCUAAGUAAUGGAUAAACAGCAACACUCGGAGGUGAGAUCUGCCGUCAAUCUCAUGUUUGUUCUCAAGGACUUACCCCUACAAUAUUCUCCCACCUCCAUACUUCUACCCCACCAUGUGCUCCUGUGCACUCCCCUGAUGGUCCGAGGGGUAACCCGAGUCCUUAGAGAAUUUGGGGACCAAUAGGAUAUGUGGUGUGUAGAGCUUUCUUUUAAAAACUUAAGGGGUCUUUGCUACCUUCUGCUUGUUGAGUUGUUUUGGCAUUCAUCUUAAAAGCCAGCAUCUCACUAUUUAUUGACAGGUUGGGCUGUGUGUGUGCGCGCAUGUGUGUGUACAUUUCCAGGCGUGCCCAUGUUCUGUAGCUUUUUAAAAGGAAACCCAGUCAUCCCACUACGAAUCUGGCAUCUUCUUACGCUUCUAGUGUUUUGACCAUACAUCAACCAAGGGGUUUAAUUUAUCCAAUGCUUGAUGACAUGUUCAGGAGGGCAGAUCGAAUUUUGAGAGGGUUAUGGGAAAGGGAGGGGGAGAAGAAAUGGACAUUUAUUUUAUUAUUUAUUUUAAAUGUUUACAUCUUCUUUAUGUUGUAUCAAGCCUGAAUAGAAACUGAUAGCAUUAAAAUCCUCCGUUCCUCUCUCUCUUCUCGCUUCCUUUUUUUAAAAAUUUAGGAUAAUGUAUUUUUGUUUCUAAAGUGAUUUGUGACUUGUGCUGUGUAAACUGUAUAAAAAGGUUCUAUUUUUAAAUGUGGGUUGUCAUUCCUCUGGGGACAGUGGUCGCUAACACAUGUACAUUGUAAGAGAACACAGUGGAAGAUCCUGUCCUGAUCCUCAAAAAUUACUUCUCUGUAUGAUUAAAAGUUUAUUCCAUUUA
Cebus imitator (Panamanian white-faced capuchin) is the source of this 6482-nucleotide messenger RNA. It is a transcript of the gene FOSL2, whose product is annotated as FOS like 2, AP-1 transcription factor subunit. The transcript has 4 exons. Bases 1269 to 2249 code for a protein of 326 amino acids. The record is from RefSeq and is a predicted model, not a curated record. Gene Ontology annotation, molecular function: RNA polymerase II cis-regulatory region sequence-specific DNA binding; DNA-binding transcription factor activity, RNA polymerase II-specific. Gene Ontology annotation, cellular component: nucleus. Gene Ontology annotation, biological process: regulation of transcription by RNA polymerase II. Lineage: Eukaryota; Metazoa; Chordata; Mammalia; Primates; Cebidae.